AUCUACUCCUAUGUUUCACGACUUGACGACAAUGUUGGCAAGCAAACCUAUCCUUGUUACCUUUUUUACAUGACCGAUGAACAGAUGAAGAAGGUUAUGCAGAAAAGACUAGAAGUUCCAGAAGGCUACACUAUCGGCACACCAAACCUGCAGCACGAAGCGCGUUGUAUGACUGGCACAUGGAGUUAUGGUGAUGAUGGUGAUAUUGAGUUGACAAGAGAAAAAAUCCGUCGCCUUCCUUCGGUGUGUAUACGUAAAGAUGGCCAAAUGAUCGGUUUCUACAUGCUGGAAUCACUGGGCUGGUUGAACCAUCAUUUUGUAUUUGAGGAGCACCGCGGAAAAGGACUUGGCAGAUUGCUCGAGUUGGCACAAGCUCAAAACUGCAUUUGGUGA
Strongylus vulgaris is the source of this 393-nucleotide messenger RNA. Lineage: Eukaryota; Metazoa; Nematoda; Chromadorea; Rhabditida; Strongylidae. The record is from the annotation of a GenBank genome assembly.